Puntigrus tetrazona (Sumatra barb) is the source of this 1702-nucleotide messenger RNA. It is a transcript of the gene ankrd1a, whose product is annotated as ankyrin repeat domain 1a (cardiac muscle). The record is from RefSeq and is a predicted model, not a curated record. Gene Ontology annotation, molecular function: RNA polymerase II-specific DNA-binding transcription factor binding. The transcript is spliced from 9 exons. Gene Ontology annotation, cellular component: nucleus. NCBI's taxonomy places the organism in Eukaryota, Metazoa, Chordata, Actinopteri, Cypriniformes, Cyprinidae. Bases 151 to 1125 code for a protein of 324 amino acids. Gene Ontology annotation, biological process: regulation of transcription by RNA polymerase II.
UGCACAGAUCAUCAGGGAGCUGAGCAGGCAACACCGAUCUCUUUGGGACUCUAAUUAACCACAGAGAGAGCUACAUCCCUCACCACCGACAGCCUUACAGCAAAACGCGCAGCCGAGAGCUUAAGACACAAACUCUAGAUCACAGACAGCAUGGGACUACUGCGUGUUGAAGAGCUGGUCACUGGGAAGAGAGGCGAGGGAAAGUUGUCAGGAGGUGCUUGUGCAGAGGUGUUUGGUGCAGGACCAGCAUCAUUCAGCAUCAUUCAGGAGAAACAGGAUGGACUUCAGAUACAACAGGACCUGAAUGACAGCGCCCAGAAUGACGUCAAACCAAGCGACGAGAACCUCAAACUCAAUGUUGACCGAUCAGGACAGCUAAAACUAGAAACUGUCGAAGAUCUGUUCAAUAUCUUGCAGCUGAGAAAGAGGAGAAAGGAAAGGAAGAUUCAAAUGCCAAAGAAACAGCCAGAGCUUGAUAUCCUGCCUGAAACAGUGGACCAGGGUUUGUUCUUAAAGGCUGUCACAGAGAAUAAAAUGCCUGUUGUUGAGAAAUAUUUAGCAGAUGGUGGAGACCCCAAUGCCUGCGAUCAUUUUAAGCGCUCUGCUCUGCAUAAAUCCAGUGCCCAAGGUCACGCAGAGAUCAUGCAGAAGCUCCUGGAGAGUGGAGCAUCCAUGGAUCAAAAAGACAAGCUGGAUGCCACAGCUGUGCACUGGGCCUGCAGAGGUGGAAGCCUGCCUGCCCUGGAGCUGCUUCUCAAUAAAGGAGCUAAAUUUAACUCCAGAGACAAGCUGUGCAGCACACCCCUUCAUGUUGCAGUUCGGACCGGACACUACGAAUGUGCUGAAUUUCUUAUUCAUUGUGGAGCUGAUGUAAAUGCGAAAGACAGGGAGGGGGACACACCUAUGCACGACGCGGUGAGGAUAAACAGAUUUAAAAUGAUAAAACUGCUGAUGAUGUAUGGAGCCAGUCUAAAUGCCAAAAAUAACGAUGGAAAAACACCAAUGGAAACUUUGCUUUCAUGGCAAAAAGGUGUGAAAAACAUCCUGAAUAACUUUAAUGAAGAGGAAGCACCAAAUCAAAAUGUACAACUUUUCAACAUCCAUCUCAAUGCUGAUGUGUUAUAAAUUACUUCUUUCUUUCUUUCUUUCUUUCAUAUUAAAUAAUAAAUUGAACAUUACUUCACAAUUUACAUAAUGAUGACUCUAAUUGCAGGCGAUAGAGCUUCUGAAAUAUUGAUGAGGUUAUUUGUAAAUAUUGUUUUCUCACUUGUCUCACUUGAUUUUGAGAGCAAAGAAUCUUCCGUGAGUGGCACAAGGCAUGAACAUGUGUGAGUGGUUAUGUGUUUGUUUGCUUAUUCGGUGUAAUUAUUUAUUAUUUUUACAUAACUUUUUUCAUGAGUUUUUAAAUGGCAAAAUGUCCAUGGCAGUUCGAGCUACUGGAAAAAUGUUGACAGCCUGGAGACAGAACUAAGUGUUCAGAAAUGAAACAGAAUGUGAAUGCUGGUCUUAGAAUGUUUAUUAUGAUGGAUAUUAUUAUAUUGUAAUUGCUGUGUAAUUAUGGAAUGGAUUUGUGAAAGACUUUGGCACUGGGUAAAUGGACAUCCCUUAUGAAAUGCGCAUUUUGAAAAUCUUUCUUUUAAACUCUCAAAUGUUAUUGUGAAUCGCUUAAAACAUGAGAAUAAAGUGUUUUGGUAUGAGCCAC